Messenger RNA from Chaetura pelagica (chimney swift), 3960 nucleotides. It is a transcript of the gene SETDB1, whose product is annotated as SET domain, bifurcated 1. Gene Ontology annotation, cellular component: nucleus. Gene Ontology annotation, biological process: negative regulation of gene expression; heterochromatin organization. Lineage: Eukaryota; Metazoa; Chordata; Aves; Apodiformes; Apodidae. The record is from RefSeq and is a predicted model, not a curated record. Gene Ontology annotation, molecular function: protein binding; zinc ion binding; DNA binding. The transcript is spliced from 22 exons.
AUGGAUCCCCAGGAGCUGCAGGAGCUGCAGCAGGAGGUGAUGGAGGAGCUGGGGAUCUCCAUGGAGGAGCUGCAGGAGAUCAUUGACAAGGAGCUGGAGAAGUUCGAGUGCGUGAGGCAGCGGAAGCAGAAGCUGCAGGGGCCAAGCUCAUCUUGUCUUCCCCCAUCUCCACCCUCCUGUUCCCCCCCCAGAGCCAUUGAUAAGUGUGAGGUCCUGGUGAAGGAUCUUUAUUCCAAACUGGGCCUCCAGUACCGGGAGAGCAGCUCGGAGGAGGAGGACUCAGCCCAGCCCAUGGAAGUGAUUGAGAUCCUGGACGAGGAGGAUGAGGAUGUGAAUGUCAUGAGCAUCGAAGUCACCAAGAGCAGCACCAGCAAUCCCAGGAUCCCCAGGGAUCACACUCUGCUGAGGGAGGCCAUGGCUGCCAUGAGGAAAUCUGCCCAGGAUGUGCAGAAAUUUAUGGAUGCUGUGAACAGGAAAACAACAGCCCAGGAGGCACAGAAAGAUGCUCAGAGCCCUCGGGAAGCUCCAGGCCCUGUCCAGCCCCCUCCUGCAGCAGCUGGGGGUGAGCUCAGCACCGAUGGGGACCUGAGUGUGGGCAUGAGGAUCCUGGGCAAGAAGAGGACCAAGACGUGGCACAAGGGGACCCUGAUCGCCAUCCAGACGGUCGGUGCUGGCAAGAAGUACAAAGUGAAGUUUGACAACAAAGGGAAGAGUUUGCUCUCGGGCAACCACGUGGCCUAUGACCUGCACCCCCGGCCCGAGCAGCCCUGCGUGGGCAGCCGCGUGGUGGCCAAGUACAAGGAUGGCAACCAGGUCUGGCUCUAUGCUGGCAUCGUGGCUGAAACCCCCAAUGUGAAGAACAAAGACAGGUUCCUGAUCUUCUUCGACGACGGAUACGCUUCCUACGUCAAGGAGUGGGAGCUCUACCCCGUCUGCAGGCCACUGAAGAAGGCCUGGGAGGACAUUGAGGACGUUUCCUGCCGGGAUUUCAUCGAGGAGUACAUCACAGCCUACCCCAACCGGCCCAUGGUGCUGCUCAAGAGUGGGCAGCUGAUCAAAACCGAGUGGGAGGGGACCUGGUGGAAAUCCAGGGUGGAAGAAGUGGAUGGCAGCCUGGUCAAAAUCCUCUUCCUGGACGACAAGCGCUGCGAGUGGAUCUACCGCGGCUCCACGCGCCUGGAGCCCAUGUUCAGCAUGAAAACCUCCACGGCCUCCACCCAGGAGAAGAAGCAAAGUGGCCAAGCCAGGACCCGUCCCAACGUCGGUGCUGUCAGGAGCAGAGGCCCCGUGGUUCAGUACACCCAGGAUCUGACAGGAGCUGCUCCCCAGUACAAGCCCGUGGAGCAGCAGCCAGUGGCCUUGCUGGCCACGCGUUCCAUGUCCCCUGCUGAGAUGGAGUGCCCUGACAGUCAGCUGGCCCAGUCGAGGAAGCAGGUGGCCAAGAAAAGCACGUCCUUCCGUCCCAGCUCCGUGGGCUCCGGCCAGUCCUCGCCCCCGCCACCUGUCCCAGGGGACACGGCCCCAGCAGGGAGGAGCAGCACGACCCAGCACCGGUGAGCAGGGCUUGGUGGCACCUGGCUCCCGGCACAGCCCUUCCACGGCAUGAUGGACCGCGUGCCCAACGAGCCGUCCUACCGCGCCCCACUGGAGAAGCUCUUCUACCUGCCCCACGUCUGCAGCUACACCUGCCUGUCCCGGGUCCGGCCCAUCUGCAGCGACCAGUACCGCAGCAAGAACCCGCUGCUCAUCCCCCUGCUCUACGACUUCCGGCGCAUGACGGCACGGCGCCGCGUCAACCGCAAGAUGGGCUUCCACGUCCUCUACAAGACCCCCUGCGGGCUGUCCCUCCGGACCAUGCAGGAGAUCGAGCGCUACCUGUUCGAGACAGACUGUGACUUCCUGUUCCUGGAGAUGUUCUGCCUGGAUCCUUACGUCUUGGUGGAUCGGAAGUUCCAGCCUUACAAACCUUACUACUACAUCGCGGACAUCACCAAGGGGAAGGAGGACGUGCCGCUCUCCUGCGUCAACGAGAUCGACAACACGCCGCCACCGCAGGUGGCCUACAGCAAGGAGCGCAUCCCGGGCAAGGGCGUCUACAUCAACACCAGCUGGGAGUUCCUGGUGGGCUGUGACUGCAGGGAUGGCUGCCGGGACAAGUCCAAGUGUGCCUGUCACCAGCUGACAGUCCAAGCCACGGCCUGCACCCCUGGUGGGCAGAUGAACCCCAACUCAGGCUACCAGCACAAGAGGCUGGAGGAGUGCCUCCCCACAGGGGUUUACGAGUGCAACAAGAGGUGCAAGUGCAACAUCAACAUGUGCACCAACCGGCUGGUCCAGCACGGGCUCCAGGUCCGGCUCCAGUUGUUCAAGACCCAGAACAAGGGCUGGGGGAUCCGCUGCCUGGACGACAUUGCCAAGGGCUCCUUUGUCUGCAUCUAUGCAGGGAAGAUCCUGACAGAUGACUUUGCUGACAAGGAAGGGCUGGAGAUGGGUGACGAGUACUUCGCAAACCUGGACCACAUCGAGAGCGUGGAGAACUUCAAGGAGGGCUACGAGAGCGACGCCAAGUGCUCUUCUGACAGCAGCGGGGUGGACCUGAAGGACGAGGAGGAUGAGCAGACAGGCACUGAGGAGCAGGAGGAGUCCAACGAGGACAGCUCUGACGACAACUUCUGCAAGGACGAGGACUUCAGCACCAGCUCGGUGUGGCGCAGCUACGCCACGCGGCGCCAGACGCGGGGCCAGAAGGAGAAUGGGCUGUCAGAAACGGCCUCCAAGGACUCGGGGCUCACCCGGCAGAUCAGCCACGAGGAGACAGUGGCCACGGCCUCCUGUAAACUGCCUGUGUCAGAGGAGACCUCCAAGAACAAGGUGGCCUCGUGGCUGAGCUCCAACACCAUGUCCGAGGGCUUCCAGGACAACGACAGCGCCUCCUCCUUCAAGAUGAGUGAAGGUGGAGAAGCCAAACCCGGGAAAACGGAGCUCCCUGGGGAGAGGGAGAAACUCACUGGCCCUGCCCUGGGAGACCUGGAUGGGGAGUCAAAGGCCGUGAAGAAAGAUGUAAGGGAGGAGCACGAAGAUUCCUCUAAAAUUCCCGGGCUGAGCACCCUGGGCAGGAUGUACGGGUACAACCCCAGCCCCCCGAAGCUGGAGGGGAUCCGGAGGCCGACCAGCCGGACAGCCCUGCUGCAGAGCCGGCGCCACUCGCUGCCCCCGCAGCCCCCGGCCGACGACGUGAUGACGCUGUCGAGCACCAGCGACAGCGACGGGGAGAACGGGCAGGGGGCAGCAGGACACACCCCGGGAGCCACCAACGACAGCGACGACAUCCAGACCAUCUCCUCAGGCUCUGAGGAUGAGGAAGGGGAUGACAAGAAAAACUCCUCGUCUGGCUCAGGUCCUGUGAAGAGGCAGGUGGCCGUGAAGUCCACCCGUGGGUUUGCCCUGAAAUCCACCCACGGAAUCGCCAUCAAACCCACCAGCAUGGCGGCGGAGAGCGCCCCGGUGCGCCGCACCACGCGGCAGUUCUACGACGGGGAGGAGUCCUGCUACAUCAUUGAUGCCAAACUGGAGGGCAACCUGGGCCGGUACCUCAACCACAGCUGCAGCCCCAACCUCUUCGUGCAGAACGUCUUCGUGGACACCCACGACCUCCGCUUCCCCUGGGUCGCCUUCUUCGCCAGCAAGAGGAUCCGAGCUGGCACGGAGCUGACCUGGGAUUACAACUACGAGGUGGGCAGCGUGGAAGGCAAAGAGCUGCUGUGCUGCUGCGGGGCCAUCGAGUGCCGCGGGCGGCUGCUGGGACCCCCCUGGACCCCCACAGAUCCCCCUGGACCCUCCACAGAUCCCCCUGGAUCCCCAGGCUCCACGCUGGGGGGCAGGGAAGGGCAGAUCUGGGGGAGGGACGAGGAUGGAGCGGCCGGGGGGGACACCUGCAAGGGUGACAUGGCUGGGGUCUGA